Messenger RNA from Ornithodoros turicata, 1395 nucleotides. RefSeq names its product zinc finger protein 391-like. The record is from RefSeq and is a predicted model, not a curated record. The coding region runs from base 1 to 1395 and encodes 464 amino acids. Lineage: Eukaryota; Metazoa; Arthropoda; Arachnida; Ixodida; Argasidae. The transcript is spliced from 3 exons.
AUGCCGAACUGUUGCCUACAAGCGCCCAGCAACGGAGUCUUACCGACAAAGUCCCCUGUCAAAGUUCUUGUUCCCCACGUUGUAGUGGCAGCUGAGUACGCAACAACAAAAGGAACAAAAGAAAGCAGAGGUGGGCUUCAUAUUGAGGGCGAGCCCAGAGACACUUGUGAUCAAGCAUCUUCGCGUUGCACCUCUUCAAAUGCACAGUUUGAAAUCAGCACAACUACUACUGAAGCACUAUUCGAUGGUUCCGCACUAAUCACUACCGACGGUCGACCCACUGAGCAACCUUCAGCCCAGAGCGAGAGUCAAGAGGUAGGCAAGUCAUCAACAUUUACCUGCCACACAUGCUUUGCAACGUUCAGCAAUCCAUCAACGCUGCAAGUACAUGCAAAGCGUUGCACAGGUGAAGGGUUGCACAAGGCUAUGGUGCUCGCACUUGCAUCCUUAUCGAGUGCACACAAGUGCAAUCUCUACCCUGCUGAGUCCAGCAAUAGUAUGUGCCUGCAGAGUCACAGUCACACACUCACAAUCAAGAAGCCCUACAAGUGCGAUCACUGUAAUGCACAGUUCACCCGUAAGUCGAACCUGUUGCAUCACAAGCGAAAGUAUACGGGCGAGAAGCCCUAUAAGUGCGACCUCUGUCCUGCAGAGUUCAGCAAGUUUGCAACGCUGCGAGAUCACAAGAGAACACAUACGAACGAGAGGCCAUACAAGUGCGAUCUCUGUCCUGCGCGGUUCACCAACAUCAUGAGUCUGUCAUAUCACAAGAGGAAACACACGGACGACAAUCCGUGUAAGUGCGAUCUCAGUACUGCCGAGUUCGGCCAGUGCACAAACCCAUCGUGCCACAAGCGAAAACACAUCGUCGAGAAGCUCUACAAGUGCGAUCUCUGUACUGCGGAGUUGACCUCUAGGAGGGGCUUGUUGCUCCACAAGCGAAAACACACUGGGGAGAGGCCACAUAAGUGCGAUGUGUGUACUGUAGCAUUCAGCUGUGGCUCGAGCCUGUCGCGCCACAAGCGGAUACACACGGGCGAGACGCCAUACAAGUGUAAUCUCUGCCCUGCAGAGUUCAACCGCAGGACGACACUGGUACGUCACAACCUCACACACACAGGAAUAAAGCCGCACAAGUGCGAUCUCUGCCCUGCAGCGUUCAUCAAUAGCACGAAUCUGCAGUAUCACAAGCGAAAACACAGGCUUCGUCGCUGCGACACCGGCGAAGAGACUGGGCCAGUUCACAUCUCGGACCUGAAGUCUUACCAUCUCCGAGACCCGGACGGAGAGGAGGCCGAUUUGCAACCUGCCUCCCUCCAGGACCUGGACCCGGAUCCCGUUCCCGUACCUGCGUCCAGCCGCUACGACUUGCAUCCCCGCAGGCGGCGCACGUAG